This is a messenger RNA of Sebastes umbrosus (honeycomb rockfish), 1474 nucleotides long. RefSeq names its product protein lifeguard 3-like. The record is from RefSeq and is a predicted model, not a curated record. The coding region runs from base 452 to 1054 and encodes 200 amino acids. NCBI's taxonomy places the organism in Eukaryota, Metazoa, Chordata, Actinopteri, Perciformes, Sebastidae. Gene Ontology annotation, biological process: negative regulation of apoptotic signaling pathway. Gene Ontology annotation, cellular component: Golgi apparatus; membrane; endoplasmic reticulum. The transcript is spliced from 3 exons.
ACAGAAGUUGUAGUACCGCCGUUUGGCAACUACGAAAAUUGGGAUCAACAACCGGCGUUCUGCCUGGGGGCUUAGCAGUGUCCAGCGUUGCAUACUGCGUUGCAUGCAAUUCGCAUACUAUUGGUUUCAUAUUAAGGUUUCGGACAUACUAAAAUAUCUCACAUACUGUUUUAGCGUACUAAAUAGCAUGUGUGGAACUUCAGUUCUCUUAAUACAUCCAUGGUUUAUUCACACAAAUGUACGUGAAUUAGAAAUUCAAUCUGGGAUAAAAUUCUACAAUUCUACAAUUUCAUUUAGCAGACGCUUUUGUCCAAAGCCAGGUACAUCUGAGAGUUCACACAACACAAGCAAGGAUCUGGAUAGGAGGGAACAACGUGACUAAGAGCCAACGACAGCUUCAAGUCUGAUCGGACACAGGUGCUGACAAGCAGUGCACAAAGUUUCCUCCAGAAUGUCAGAUACAGCAGACUCCCUCACAUCUAAAGAGACACAGGACGCUCCUGGUUAUGAUGUGUCAUCACCACCACCACCACCACCACCACUGUCAUACUCCUCCGAAGGACAGCAACCUCCACCCUACUCUGCAGCCCUGGCAAUGUGCCCUCCACCCAAAAUCGAGACAACUUGCACCUAUCAGCCUACCACUGGAUACGAUUCUUUCCCCGACGUCAGCCCAAAGGCCUCGUCGGACACAACUCCACUGAAAUCCUCAUCUUCUUUUGAUGACAAGACAGUGAGAAGAACAUUUAUUAGAAAGGUGUUCAGCAUCCUGGCUGUCCAGCUGCUGUUCACCUUCAGUGUGAUGUGUGUGUUCACCUUCUCUGAAGUUGAGGAGAUACAGACCGACAUGUGCCUCAGCUCCUUCAUCAUCUUCAUCGUGGCGGCCACCGCCCUCAGCUGCUGCAAGUCCUUCAGUCGGCGUCACCCCUGGAACACCGUGGGACUGGUGGGUUACAAAUACAGAUACAGAUACUGUCACAGAUAUCUACAUUUAACAUUUACAACUAAACAUUUAAAUAAUAGACUAAGAGCACAGUUAACCCUGACAAUAUGAUAAAAAAAAAAUUAUAGCUAUGUAGUUUAAGGAAAUAUAUAUCGGAUAUGAAACACCCGAGGUCACACAGUAGCUUCCUGGAAAGAAAAGGGAAAUGUUUUGGUCAAGUAGGCGAGCUGCUGCCUCAGCUAAAUGUUGCUCAAUAAAGAGCACUUUUCUUGAAAAACAAAAAAAUAGUAAUGAUCAAACAUUUAUUUUUUAUUCACCGCUUGGUUCUCCUCAACAUUUAGACUUCUCUUUACAUUUAAAUGAGCUGUGAGAAAGUGGUACAUUUUCUAUUGCGUCCAAAUGAAAACCUCAGUUUCCUCUAAAGUUGUGUUCACACACUCACAGAUUCACUGAGCUGUUGAGGUUUUGAUGGCUUUUAAAAUGAGGACAUCCUGUAUUGUGUCACACAAUGCAGAGCAAGACACUGGGCCA